Messenger RNA from Gopherus evgoodei (Goodes thornscrub tortoise), 408 nucleotides. It is a transcript of the gene RBP2, whose product is annotated as retinol binding protein 2. Bases 1 to 408 code for a protein of 135 amino acids. The record is from RefSeq and is a predicted model, not a curated record. Gene Ontology annotation, biological process: fatty acid transport. Lineage: Eukaryota; Metazoa; Chordata; Testudines; Testudinidae. Gene Ontology annotation, molecular function: fatty acid binding. Gene Ontology annotation, cellular component: nucleus; cytosol. The transcript is spliced from 4 exons.
AUGCCUGCUGAUUACAAUGGGACGUGGAAAAUGGAAUCCAAUGAAAACUUUGACGGUUACAUGGUUGCCUUAGGCAUUGAUUUUGCCACUCGUAAGAUUGCAGGACACUUGAAACAAACAAAGGAAAUUAUUCAAGAUGGAGACAAUUUUAAGACAAAAACAUUGAGCACUUUGAGAAACUAUGAACUGAAUUACACUGUGGGAGUGGCAUUUGAAGAACACACCAAGGGGCUUGACAACCGAGUUGUUCAGACACUAGUGAAUUGGGAUGGUGAUAAAUUAGCAUGUGUCCAGAAGGGGGAGAAGGAAAACAGAGGCUGGACGCACUGGAUUGAAGGAGAUAGACUGCAUUUGGAGCUGACAUGUGAAGACCAGGUGUGCCAUCAAGUAUUUAAGAAGAAAAAGUAA